Molecule: messenger RNA, 1698 nt
Organism: Gossypium arboreum
Lineage: Eukaryota; Viridiplantae; Streptophyta; Magnoliopsida; Malvales; Malvaceae
Product: squamosa promoter-binding-like protein 16
Exons: 5
Coding region: 634-1479 (281 amino acids)
Cellular component (GO): nucleus
Molecular function (GO): DNA binding
Source: RefSeq, a predicted model, not a curated record
AAAAGGAAGUGAAGACUGAAAGAGAGUUGGAAAGAAAGAUCACCCCUGCCCCCCCGGUUCUUGCCUUUUUCAUGCUUUAUCUCUCCUUCUUUCUCUCCAUCACUUGAAUACCAUUAUCCAUUUCUCUUUGUUUUACUUCCAUUUUCAUGCAAUCCCUCAAUCCCACCCCCUUUCUCUUUGCUUUCUAACUCUUUUUUCUUUUUCAUCCAACCUUUUUUUUUUUUAAUGGCUACCCAUCCAAACUCCUCUCUUCUUUUGCAACUUGUUUAACACUACUUCCUCCACUCCACAGUUCCCCCCUUUUCUCCCUCUCCUUUUCACUCAAACUCCCAGUCCACAACUUCCCAAGAUAAGAUUCUUCCCCUCCUCUGCUAGAUUUCUGGGAUUCUCUCUAAGGAGGAGUAGAGAAAGCUUCAUUAGGUCUCAUAUAUAUUUUCCAAAAGCCACAUCGUACGACAAAUUUAAAAGUCAAACCAGGGCGAACUCUUUCCUAAAGUGAUGGGCGAUGUUGCAUCAAUAUUGAGCGGUUAAAGUCCAGGAGCUCUAUAGGUGAAUCGAGCUUGGCUUGGCAUUUACGAUUUGAGUUAUUUUGAAGAUAUAUAUUUUAAGGGUGCUGCGGGUCCCUGUUGAUUCAUGGAACCAUCAUCAUCUGCUCCGUUUAAAAGGGCUCGACCUCCUGGCAAUCGAAACCAAGUACCUUCAUGCUUAGUCGACGGUUGCACUGCAGACCUCAGCCAAUGCAGGGACUACCAUCGACGCCAUAAAGUAUGUGAAGUCCACUCUAAAACCCCAAAAGUUAUUAUAAGGGGUCAAGAACAACGGUUUUGCCAGCAAUGCAGCAGGUUUCAUUGUUUGGUGGAGUUCGAUGAAGGAAAACGAAGCUGCAGGAAGCGUCUCGAUGGACAUAACCGAAGACGGAGAAAACCUCAACCUCAACCUCAUUCUCUAUCUGUAAAUCCAGGAAGAUGUCUUUCCAAUCUCCAAGGUUCUAGACAUUUACCGUCCAGUAGUCCCCAAAUAUUUGCCACUACUGCCAUAACCUCUUCUUGGUUGGGAACUGCCAAAAUGGAACCUGAUAUAGGCUCCGAAUCCAGCCGAAAUGGUUUCUUCAGUGGAUCCUUUCCACACAGCUACAAAAGGGAAGAACAGUUGUCAUUAUUACAAACCAAUCAUUCAUCACUCCAUGGAGUUUCUGUUUAUCAGUUACCUUUAUUAAGCAAUGGUGUAGGCAGCAGCCGAAAAAUGUUCUCAAAUGCGAUCGACUCCGAUCGUGCUCUCUCUCUUCUGUCAUCACAGCCGGCUGAGACUCGGGAGAUUGGUUUGAAACCCAUGGUGCAAUCUGGUCCAACUUCAUCACUGAUCCCAAACAUGCAGUAUAAUGGUGUAGCAAUGGAGGGUGAGCAUGUUUUGGCCACUGAUGGCAAUGGUAACACCAACAUCGAUGGACAAGAAAUGUUUGGAUCUGCAAAUGGUACUUAGCAGAGACUAUCCUUCUCAUAGGAGUAAUAUGCGCCAUUUCCAUCCGUGUAGCAUGAAAUCGGUGGGGUGAAGUAAUGCUUUUGAUAUUCAGAGCCUUUUUAAGCAAUGGCAAAUAUAUUUAUGUAGUUCUGAAACCAGAAAGUAGUUUGGGUUUAAGAUUAUCCGGUGGAGUUCAUCCAUUCUACUCUUCGUAGUAAUAAUAAUUGAAUUAGAAUCAAA